AUGUCUCACUCAUUUAGUAGAAUCGUUGUUUCAAUACUCACUUUGAAUUCACUAUUACAAAUAUAUGAAAAUCAACCCAUUGAAUUUAAUGAUUCUAACUUGAUGAUGUAACAUCCUUAAUUAACUUCAUUAAUCCCUACCAAUCAAGUAUUUGAUUCUGAUAUCAAUUUAGAUGAUUAAUUUGACUGUUGGAAUAUCAACAUUUUUAUUAAUAGAUUGGAAGAACAAACUUUAUACAAUUACUUCAAUAUUCUUUGGAAUAUCAGUUAUAAUGUAAAAUAUCAAGUAAUAUUUCUAAUUUAUACAAGUAUUCUACUUCCAAAAACAAUAAACAUAAUACAAAUUUAUUUGUAGUUACUAAUUAUCAUAAACCAUAUAUUCAAUUCAACAAAAUAACUAUAUUAGUGUAUUAAAUCCUUAGAAAUUAAUGAAACUGCAAUAGAAUUUCAAUAAAACACAUAGUCUAAGAGAAAAUUUACUAAGACUUCUAAGAAAGCUGAAAAAUAAAAAUUAAAACAACUAAAUACUUAAAUGAAUGAAAAUGAGGCUAAAAUUGUAAAGGACGAAAUGUAGGUAGAAGCCUUCUAAGUAAAAAAUGAAUAAAAAUAAGAAUAAUUAAAUAAAAUUAUUCAAGAAUAGCAUAUUAGUGAAGCUGAAGUAGAAACUGAGAAUUAAUGUGAAAUCAAUCAUUCAGAUCUUUCACAGAUAUCAUCAAUUAAAGAAGAAUAAAGUAUAGUAUUAUUAUAAUUAGAACUUUAAAUAUAAUUGAAAUUCAAUGGCAAAAAUGAAUAAUUUUGUUGUUCUUUCGAUACCUUUGAUACAAUCUCUACAAUACUUUCGGGUUCAUUUACAGAUAAACAAAUAAUAUAAAUAAAAAUUCACAUACUUCUUAAUUUCUAUGAUGAAAAUUAAGAUUGUAGUUGUAGGUUUUGGUGCAUCAAGAAAUUAUUAGCAUUUUAAUUUUGA
Paramecium sonneborni is the source of this 966-nucleotide messenger RNA. NCBI's taxonomy places the organism in Eukaryota, Ciliophora, Oligohymenophorea, Peniculida, Parameciidae. The record is from the annotation of a GenBank genome assembly.